This is a messenger RNA of Plasmodium berghei ANKA, 5835 nucleotides long. RefSeq names its product protein kinase, putative. Gene Ontology annotation, biological process: protein phosphorylation. Lineage: Eukaryota; Apicomplexa; Aconoidasida; Haemosporida; Plasmodiidae. Gene Ontology annotation, molecular function: ATP binding; protein binding; protein kinase activity. The record is from RefSeq and is a predicted model, not a curated record. The transcript has 5 exons. Bases 1 to 5835 code for a protein of 1944 amino acids.
AUGGAAUACUUGAAUGUUUUAGAAAAAGGAAAGAAUAAGAAGAAAAAAAAAAAAUCACGAAGUUCUUAUAAAAACAAUGAGAAAAAAAACAAAGAUAAAAAUACAAUUUGUGAAAAAGAAUUUGAACAAUCAUACAAGGAACAAAUAGAAGAAAUCGUGGCACUUAAUCAUAUUUAUUUUCCAAUAUAUGUGGAAAAUCCUGGGCAUAUAAAAAAAUAUGACAUACCAAAAGAUUUAAUGAGUAGUGAUAUUUUUUUAAAAAAUAGUAAAGAGUUGCAAUCUGUUGUUGUUAUUGAUAUGAAUGACGAAAUAGACACAGAUAGAUGCUUUAAGUUUUGUAUAUUUUUUAAUUUUGAUAAUGAUUUUCCAAACUAUAAAGUAACAUUUUGUUAUGAUAAUAAAUAUCCGUAUUCAUUUCCCAACAUAAAUAUAUGUAUAAAUAGAAUAUUAGGAGAACAGGAAAUAAAUUUCAUAAUUUUAAGCAUAAAAAAAAUAUGUGCAAAAAAUUAUGGUAGAAUUAUGUUAUUUGAUGUUUGCAUAUUUUUAAAUGAGCAUAUAAAUAAAGUAUAUAAUGAUGGGUUUAAAAAUUUAUGGGAAGAAAUGAAACAUAGGGAAUAUGAUAUUGACAAAGAAGGAAAAAAGAAAGGAAAUUAUAAUUAUGAAAAAAAAGAAAAAAGUUGUGAAAACCAUAUUGACAAUAAUGAAAAUAAGAAUAACAGUGAAAAUGGUAGCAAUAAUUAUGAUGAGGAAGAAAUAUUUGAGACUAGCGAUGAAUGGGAUAGGACAGGUAUUGUAAAAGAAAAUAUGAACAUGUCAGGUAAUGAGGACGAAAUAACUAAAUCAAUAAAAAAUAAUAAUAUUAAUAAAAAAUAUCCUAUAAAUAAAUAUAAUAAUAAUAAUAAUAAUAAUAAUAAUAAUAAUAAUAAUAAUAAUAAUAAUAAUAAUAAUAAUAAUAAUAAUAAUAAUAAUAAUAAUGAUAAUAAAAAUUAUUUAGAACAAGAUGAAAAUAGAAAUAAUGCAUUAUAUGGAUCAUAUGAAUAUUUUAUAAAUAUGUCUGAUGUAAAUAACUUGUCUGGAUUUUCGUUUAUUAAUAGUUGCACACUAAAUAAAAAUAUAAAAAUUAGUAAAAAAAAAAAAAAUAAAGAAAAGGUAAAUAAUAUUGUAACAGUAGAAGAUGAAUUAAUUCAAAAAUAUGAUCUUGAAAUUUUCGAAAAAAAAAGAAUGGUAAAAUGUGAAUAUAAUAAUAUAAAAAAUUUUAAUAUUAUUAAAAAAAUACCUAUAUGUUAUUAUAAAAACAUGCUUAUAGCUAAACAUAUUAUUGACACAAACAUAUAUAUAAUACACACAUAUACAAUUUUAAAUGAAAUUCAAUUUUUAGCAUUUUAUCUAAAUCACAUAUUAUUCUGUAAUAGAGGUUUUAAUUUGUUUUCUAAUAUCUUAAAUGGCGAAACUGAAAAUCAGAAAAAAAAUCAGCAACGAAAAAAAUGUAAAAAAAAUGAAAAAAUGUUUAGAGGAUUUUUAUAUGAUCUUGGCAUAAUAAGAAAUGUAGCUAGUAAUGAAGAGGAAGAAAAUUCUAAUGCUGAAACUAUUGACAAUAUUUAUAAUGUUGGUAGGAAUGAUUUAUUUAAUAAAAACUUACGAAAUACUAAAACUCAAAAUAACCAGUUUAACAAUAAUGAAAAUAAAAAUGAGCCAAAAGGCCCACCUGAAAUUUUAUAUACCGAAAUACACACAAAAGGAUAUGACAAUUUAUAUAACUAUAAUAAAAAUAAAAAAAAAAAUAAUAAAAUAAUUGAUUACAGUUGUGUAAAUUAUUUUUGUAGCGAAUAUCAAUUUUAUGCAAAUAAAAUGUGUGUUGUUAAUAGACAAAACGAAAAAACGCUAUAUAGCAUUUUAAAAAAAUUAAAUAUUUCUCGCUUAAAAGAAAUUAUUAAUCACUAUAAAAUGGUUCAAAAGAUGAAUUUGAAAAAAAUAAUUACUGAAUUAGCUAAAUUAUCAAAAAUACAACAUAAAUAUUUAUUUCGAUAUCAUAUUUCAUGGUUAGAAAAAGAGUAUGUUCAAUUGAAUGGCAAAAUAACGCAACAAACCAAUGUCCCCAAAAUAAUUGAUUUUAUGGCAGAUUUUGUUUUAGCAGCAGUUGGUGAGUUUUCUGAUGUGUGCGAAAAAGAAAACGCAUUUACGAGUCACAAGAAAUGUAUAUCAAAUAAGACUGAGGAAAACUGUGGAGAAAAAAAGAACAUUAAUAUAGAGAGUGUAGUAAAUGACAAAAGUUCAUGUGGAAAUAUUUCUUCUACAAACAUAAAAGAUAAAAGUAAAAAAGAACAACAAAAUAAAAAUAUGUUAAUUUUAAGAGAAAAUAGAGAACGGAACGAAACAGAUACUACUAAUAAUAACAAUAGUAAUAAUGGUGAUAAUAAAAAGGGAAGUAGUAGUGAGUAUAUAAACCCAGAAAUAAAUAACUUGGAUAAAAUAAAAUAUAUAGAAGAUCUGAUAAGUAAAAAAGAUAAAAAUAUAUAUAAAGUUUUAUAUGUUCAAUGUGAAUACUGUAAAGGACAAUUAUUAGAAAAAGAGAUUGAAAAUAACUUGUUUCAAAACAAUAAAUAUCUUAUAUGGAACAUUUUUCGACAAAUUUUAGAAGCCAUAAAUUAUUUGCACAAGGAAAAAAUAUAUAUUAAAAAUUUAAACACAAAGAAUAUGUACAUAGAUAAUGAUGAAUAUGGAUCCCACAUAAAAAUUAUAAAUUACAGUGUAUCAAAUAUUAUCGAUUAUAUUUAUUUUUAUUACUAUUCUUAUAUUGAAAACCCUGAUUAUUUCAAUAACAUUUUUUGUGAAUUUAGAAAAUAUAGCUAUGAUAACUUCAGUUUUGAAUCACUUUUUAAUUAUAUGAAAAAGAUAAAAAAUGAAAAUACUGUGUUAAAUGAUAGUAGUAAUAAUAUUAGUAAAAAAAGUAUAGAUUGUGAAAAAUCUGAAAAAAACGAUUUUUAUAUUCAUUCUUAUAAUCAAUAUUUUUAUAAUUUUUUAAACAAAAAAAAUCCAAAUUUUGAAGAGUUAGAUAUAUUUUCACUAGGUUUAAUAUUAUAUGAAUUAUGGCAUCCACCUUUUAAGACAAUAGAAGAUAAAUUUCAUAAUAUAAAAAAUAUGAUUGAAAAAAGGCAAUUUUCAGAUCAGUUUAUUAAAAAUAUAAAUAAUGAUGCACUCAAAGUUUUAAAAUUUAUUUUAAUUAAUACAAUAAAUUAUGAAAAUCAUGAAACAAUUAGGAGUCUAGAAUAUCCACAAAUUUUAUCUUUAAAUAUGAAUACUUACAAAAAGGAUAGACAAGGAAAAGGAAUUUCAAAAACUAAAAGUUUAAGAAAACAUAUAUUAUCACAACCAAAUUAUUUUAUUGACAAUAAAAAUGAUAGCAAAAAGGAAGGCAAGUUAAAAGACAAUUUAAAUCUAAUUGAUAAUUUGUAUUCCAUUCAAAAUUAUGGUGAUAUUUUUGAUAAUAAAAAUAAUAUCGACAUGCCAAAUGGAAAAGAAAUCAUUGAAAAAAGUUAUAAUUUAUCAUAUAAAAUGGAAAAAAACAAAAAUGGGAAUAUUAUAGGAAAUGGUGAAAAUAUAGAAAAAAUAACAGCGGAAAAACUUUUACACUCUCCUUUAAUACCUAUGGUAAUUCAAAGGGAUUUAUUUAAAUAUUUUUUGGAAAAAUUGAAAAAUAAUUCUUCUAUUGAAUGCAAUAAUGUUAUAAACAGUCUAUUAUAUAACACUAACAAUUGUAAUAAUAAAAAUAGUAACAUGAUUAAUCAUAUAUUUAGUAAAAAAUAUGCGUUUGAAACAAAUAAAAAUUCACACAUUUACACAAAUACAAGGGCUUAUGAAUAUGAUAUUAUCAAUAGUUAUAUUUUUGAAUAUUUUAAUGACUCUUUAUCUAAAAAAUUUUGCACAUAUAAUCAGCCAUUAGUUUUUCAGCGUAUUAUAAAAAAAGAAAAUCCAAAUUUUGAUCAUAUUAUAAAAAAAAUCGAAUUAAAAAAUGGAAAAAAAUCAUAUAUAUAUACAAAAAAACAAGGAAAAUAUGGGAAUAAAAUAACUUAUAAUAAUUGUGAAAAAAACAAAAUUAAGAAAAAAAUAUAUGAUAGUUUUGAUUCUAUAUCAAAAAAAAAAAAAAAAAAAAAAAAUGAAUAUAUUAGCUAUUCAUUUGAUGAACAUAGAUCGAUAAAUAAUGUUGUUUUAAAAACAAAAGAUAUUAAACGAAUAAGCAAAAAUGGAAAGAAAAAUUUUGUAGAUACUGAUCAGGAAAAUGAAGGGAAUGUUCAUUGUAAUUCCUUUAUAACUGAAACGAAGAAAAAUGAAAAUUAUUCUAAUAAAAUAAUUUAUGAUAUUUCAAACAGAUUUAACAACAAACUUGAACUAAUAGAUAAAAAUAAUAAAUUAUUAUAUAUCCCAACAUAUUUAUUAGAAGGUCACAUAACCACUUUUUAUAAUUUUCCCAAUAAUAAAAAUUUUAUUAGUUCUUUUAUUUUUUUUCAAAACUAUUUUAUUCAAAAUAAUAAACAAAAAAUAGCAAAAAGAGAAAAUAGUAUAUUAUACACCAAUAUGAUAGUAUAUAAUGGAAAUAAUAUUAGAAGUAACCAGAAUGUCAAAUAUCAUGUUUUUUUUAAAGGUGCUAAAAUAAAGAAUGUGAAUCUUAAUAAUAAUAUUUAUCAAAAUAAUAAUGUAAAUUGUGGAGAUAUAUGCUCAGAAAUUAACAUAUUCUUUUGUGUAUACCAAUUAAUUAUAUUAUAUAAUGUACUUGAUAUUCUUCAACAUUUUGAGCGUUAUAUAAAUAAAAUAAUUGUAAAAUGGUCCUUUUCAAAUUUUCUUUUUAUUAUAAUUAAAGAUAUGUUUUCAAUAGAAUGUAAUGACAAAGUUUAUUAUAUAUAUACAAAACUAGAAGAAGGGAACAUGUCCUUUAAAAAUUUUAAAAAAUUAUUUUAUUUUCUUGAUAUAAAUUAUAAUGAAAAAAUAUUAAAAAUUAUGUAUUCGUUGGUACAGGCUCGAAAUAAUAGAAAUAGCCAUAAUUUAUCAAAAGACACAUUAUUAUCUAAAAUGCAAAAAAUAAAUAAAAUGUAUGAACUAAAGAAUCAUAAAAAUAAAUCAUAUAUUAAUUACCUUAUAACUAAUAUCAUUUUUUUAAAUAAUCUUUUUCAUCAUUUUAAUCAAAAUUCAAAUCAUAUUUUUAUUUGGGAUUUUUUUAUGAAUAAAUAUAAACACAUGUUUAACUUUUCUUUCGUAUUUAACAUUUUAUAUUUUAAUGAAAAUUAUGAAAAACUAUUAUCAUUGGGUGGGGUAAUAACAAAUGAGUUUGAUAAUAUAAAUACAAUAAAUACAAAAAAAUUCUAUAAUAUAUCGUUUGAGAUUUUUGUUGAUAAUAUAUCUACCAUAAUAUUUAAGAACAUUUUCAAUCCCAACAACGAAAAUCUUUUUAUCGAUUUUCAUUCCCCAAGUGUUGUAAUAACAACAAAAGCAUACAAACUAUUAGUAUAUGCCUUUUCCUUGUACAAUAGUUUAAUACAAAAUAACAUUAAGUGUGAAUGCAAAAUAUCGCCAAUUAUUGAGACAUUGAAGUUUGAGCAAAAUUUGCUAAAAUAUAAUCACAUAAAUAUGCAUGUGCAAAUAAACCAUAAAGUCAAUUCAAACCCUACUGUAUGUUCUGAUUAUUGUGAAAAUAUGUCAGAAAGCAUAACUCCAAAUAUAUCUGGGCAAAAUAACAUAAGCAUUAUAUAUAAUACUAAUAUUUUAAGAUUAAAUGUUAAAAAAAAUUUCGAAAAUGAAUCAUCAGUAAUAAAUUACAUAAAGCAGUUAUAUUCGAAACGAUAA